Tigriopus californicus is the source of this 1501-nucleotide messenger RNA. RefSeq lists its product as uncharacterized. The transcript is spliced from 3 exons. The record is from RefSeq and is a predicted model, not a curated record. The coding region runs from base 16 to 1077 and encodes 353 amino acids. NCBI's taxonomy places the organism in Eukaryota, Metazoa, Arthropoda, Copepoda, Harpacticoida, Harpacticidae.
UCAUCUCCUCUUAAAAUGGUUGCUUUUGCUAAGAUUUGUCUUUUGGCCCUCGUCGCCACCGCCUCAGUGUCCGGACAACUAAUGGUCGAGUCGUUGGUGAAUGCCUCACCCUCCUUCGACCAAGCUUCCGGUGCUGAUACCCAUGCCCUCCACGAUCAUCAUCUUCAUGACGAUGGACUACUCGCCCAUGCCGACCACGAUCGUCUUCAUGACGAUGGUGAACCCACCCAUGCCGUGGUAGAAUUCACCCCUGAUCGUGCGUUCCGUCAAGGCCAAGGAAACGAGGUCGCUCUGGAUAUCGGAAGCAUUGCCGCCGCCGGUGAGAGAUGUAUUGAUAAGGUCGUCAUGGUCGAGGAGACCGAAUACGACGAGGAGAUCGAGUGCCACCAUAGCUACUCUGAGCGAUGCCACACCACCUAUACCACCGACUUUGAGCCCCAACAAGAGGAGGAGUGCGAGGAGAACUUCAAGAAGAGCUGCUUCAUCGAAUACCGAAAGGUGGCCUUUGAAGAACCCAUCAGGUUCUGCCACACCCCGUUGAUCUGCGAGGGCGAAGGACCCGAGGAAUGUAAGACCGUGUAUGAGACCCAAUGUGAGACUCGUUACCACGAGCAUGAGGUCGAGGAUGAUGUCGUCGAUUGCGAGACCAUUCAAGAGGAGAAGUGCGAGGAUGUCACUCAGGGUUAUACCACCGAGCAAAAGUGCACCAAGUGGCCCAAGCAAGUGUGCUCCAACGAGAAGAAGACUGUCAAGAAGUACACCCCCGAGACCGACUGUAAGAAGGUCGGCCGUGAGCUCUGCGGACCCUCCGGUUGCGUUCCCCAACCCGGACCUGAGGAGUGCUUCGACAAAAAGGAGACUGUUGUCCAAGAGGUGCCCGAGGAGACUUGCAAAUUGGAACCCCAAAGAUCGUGCAAGCACGUCACCAAAUUGGUGCCCCUCCUCAAGCCUUCCGAGGAGUGCGUGGACAUCCCCAAGGAGGUGUGCUCCCGAUCCCGCAAGAACCCCCGCAAGGUCCAAAAGCCCGUGGUCAAGAAGUGGUGCUACGUGCCCUCCGAGCAAUCUGGUUUGGCUUAAGAUGGAUCCUCUCAACUCAAUCCAACUCAAACAGCCCCCCACAAAGCUUUAUGACCCGUUGCCGUUCCUUGCAAUCAUCAGCACUGCCAGUCCGGAUGAUGAGGACACCCCUGCAAUCUCGGCUCGAUCCAUUCUGGCCUUUUUAUCUUCGUUUCUGUGUCGUGACCAUCAGUCUUUCGCCAGCGUUUUCUGCUAUCUCUCGCUCGGCUUUCACAAGCUUUUGAUUAACCCACUCUCCCCCCGCAAACUAGUCUCCCUGAGAAACAAUUAAACGAAGCUUCAACCCUUCCUUCAGAAAUCAAAGUCCGCGUUUGAUGCGGAUCACUGCCAUGAAUUGCGACUGCCGCCUCUUGAUGAGGCCAUCAACUCCAAUCAAUCUCACAAUGGAAACACCCUUGGGCAUUAUUGACACCAAAAGGCACUU